Molecule: messenger RNA, 2912 nt
Organism: Pongo pygmaeus (Bornean orangutan)
Lineage: Eukaryota; Metazoa; Chordata; Mammalia; Primates; Hominidae
Gene: UBAP1
Product: ubiquitin associated protein 1
Exons: 7
Coding region: 496-1923 (475 amino acids)
Biological process (GO): ubiquitin-dependent protein catabolic process via the multivesicular body sorting pathway
Cellular component (GO): ESCRT I complex
Molecular function (GO): ubiquitin binding
Source: RefSeq, a predicted model, not a curated record
CAAAGGGGUGGGGCAGUGAAGGGAAGGAGGAGGGAAGUAGGACUUCAACAUGGCGGCUGCGGCACUGGCGGUGGCUACGGUGACGGCCUGGCCCGGAGCAGGCAGAGUUGGAGGUGGUGGCGUUCACUCUCCCUAGGGGCCGUCGGGAGCUCAGCGGAGACCGAGCCUGGGAGGCCGGCCGGUGCCAGCACCUUUCGGCUUCUGAGACGGCGGUAGCAGCGGCAUUCAGGUAUUCUAUUAAAAAUAAAAAACUAAGUUUUGGCCAGGUGCAAUGGCUCACACCUGUAAUCUCAGCACUUUGGGAGGCCGAGGGAAGCUGAACACUUGAGGCCAGGAGUUGGAGACCAGCCUGGCCAACAUCGCAAAACCCUGACUCUACUAAAAAUACAAGCAUUAGCCUGGUGUGAUGGCACAGCCUAUAGUCUCAGCUACUCAGGAGGCUGAGGAGAAGAGUCGCUUGAACCUGGGAGGUGAAGAUUGCAGUGAGCCAAGAUCAUGCCACUAAUUCACUACUAUUUUAAUUAUAAUUUGGGUUCUAAAUGGCUUCUAAGAAGUUGGGUGCAGAUUUUCAUGUAUGACUUCUCUUUGGAAAAGAAAACCAUUGAGUGGGCUGAAGAGAUUAAGAAAAUUGAAGAAGCCGAGCGGGAAGCAGAGUGCAAAAUUGCGGAAGCAGAAGCUAAAGUGAAUUCUAAGAGUGGCCCAGAGGGCGAUAGCAAAAUGAGCUUCUCCAAGACUCUCAGUACAGCCACAAUGCCACCUCCUAUUAACCCCAUCCUCGCCAGCUUGCAGCACAACAGUAUCCUCACACCAACUCGGGUCAGCAGUAGUGCCACGAAACAGAAAGUUCUCAGCCCACCUCACAUAAAGGCAGAUUUCAAUCUUGCUGACUUUGAGUGUGAAGAAGACCCAUUUGAUAAUCUGGAGUUAAAAACUAUUGAUGAGAAGGAAGAGCUGAGAAAUAUUCUGGUAGGAACCACUGGACCCAUUAUGGCUCAGUUAUUGGACAAUAACUUGCCCAGGGGAGGCUCUGGGUCUGUGUUACAGGAUGAGGAGGUCCUGGCAUCCUUGGAACGGGCAACCCUAGAUUUCAAGCCUCUUCAUAAACCCAAUGGCUUUAUAACCUUACCACAGUUGGGCAACUGUGAAAAGAUGUCACUGUCUUCCAAAGUGUCCCUCCCCCCUAUACCUGCAGUAAGCAAUAUCAAAUCCCUGUCUUUCCCCAAACUUGACUCUGAUGACAGCAACCACAAGACAGCCAAGCUGGCGAGCACUUUCCAUAGCACAUCCUGCCUCCGCAAUGGCACGUUCCAGAAUUCCCUAAAGCCUUCCACCCAAAGCAGUGCCAGUGAGCUCAAUGGGCAUCACACUCUUGGGCUUUCAGCUUUGAACUUGGACAGUGGCACAGAGAUGCCAGCCCUGACAUCCUCCCAGAUGCCUUCCCUCUCUGUUUUGUCUGUGUGCACAGAGGAAUCAUCACCUCCAAAUACUGGUCCCACGGUCACCCCUCCUAAUUUCUCAGUGUCACAAGUGCCCAACAUGCCCAGCUGUCCCCAGGCCUAUUCUGAACUGCAGAUGCUGUCCCCCAGCGAGCGGCAGUGUGUGGAGACGGUGGUCAACAUGGGCUACUCGUACGAGUGUGUCCUCCGAGCCAUGAAGAAGAAAGGAGAGAGUAUUGAGCAGAUUCUCGACUAUCUCUUUGCACAUGGACAGCUUUGUGAGAAGGGCUUCGACCCUCUUUUAGUGGAAGAGGCUCUGGAAAUGCACCAGUGUUCAGAAGAAAAGAUGAUGGAGUUUCUUCAGUUAAUGAGCAAAUUUAAGGAGAUGGGCUUUGAGCUGAAAGACAUUAAGGAAGUUUUGCUAUUACACAACAAUGACCAGGACAAUGCUUUGGAAGACCUCAUGGCUCGGGCAGGAGCCAGCUGAGACCAGGCCCUGCCUAGGCCCUGCCGCAGAACCACCAUCCCUGGGAGGCCCUGCAGAGCCCACCUGUGGGGAAAGAGAAGGGGCAGCUUCCGGAUUUUCUUUUGGGGGUUAGAAGGUCAGGUGUGGAGACUGCUCGCGAGUCUCUGUGAGCCUAGGCCCUGAGCUGGGGAGGUGGGGAAGAUUCGGGCAUGUGAGUGCCCCCAGAACUGUCCUGGCUCCUUCCGUAUUAAACGCAUUUGCAUUUUGAGAAGUGUCCUUCCCACCUCAGCCCUCCGGAGAGACUACCCUAGUCUUUCUGGGGUGUUUAUGUCCUCAGCUGAAGCCUGGCCUAGUUGCUGAGGGGCUGGGGAGAUGGGGCGGGAGGGCCAGACUCAGUGCUGCUGUGGAGCCAGGUGCUUCCCCCUUCCCCCGAGACUGGUGGACUGAACUCCAGUCAAGUUGAGUUCAAGUGAAAGAUUCUUCCAGGGUUUUAUUUUUUCCCCUCCUAACAAAGUCUCAUAGUGUUAACACUGGUUCUGCAAUGUCUCUGAGGUGCAAAGAAUGCACUUUUCCCUAUGGGGCCCAGAGUUUGCCUUUUCUGCCAGGCAGUCACCAUGCUUCCCUACCCCAGCCUGUUUCUUUUGGCUUGGUUUGGACCACAGUCCUCUGCUACCCAGGGUUUUAGAGCCCCUGCUCUAGGAAACAGUUAGUUUAAGAAAUCAUUGGCCCCUUCCCAGCACAUUGAAUGAGUGAGCAGACAGGCCAUGAUUUAGCUGGCCAGCACUAACUCCACCUCUGUUCUCCUUGAACAGCUUCCCCUCCAGCCCACUGCUUUAGGAUGACACAAUGAAUAACACCUAGUCAUAGAAAUCAGUCUCUCUGGUUUGUUUUGUAUUAUGUUGUACAUCAUUAAAGAUCUAAAUACAAAGGAUAUACAGUCUUGAAUCUACAAUAAUUUGCUAACUAUUUUGAUUCUUCAGAGAGAACUACUAAUAAAAAUCUAAAAGGUA